AUAACAUAUAUAAAGAUAUCUUAUAGGAAGUCUCUCUCUCUCUAUGAAGUCAAUCAUUAUCGUUGCCUUGUCGCUGGCUCUGUUGGGUCUGCAGGAUGUGAGCGCCAGAAGCAUAUUCGACGAUCUUGGCCAAGAGUUUGGCAAUUUUGGUAACGCCAUUGGCAAGGAAGCCUCAGCGUUUGGCAAUGCCAUAGGCCAAGCAGCCUCCCAGUUCGGCAACAAUGUGGGCCAAGCUGCUAAUAAUCUGGGCAAUGCUGUGAGCAACAGUCAGCUGGGACAGGACGCCUCCAACUUGGGCAACUCAAUUGGCAAGGCGGCCUCCAACUUUGGCCAUGAUGUGGGCCAAGACGCUGGCGAUUUGGGCCAUAUCAUUGCAUCGAAUGCAUCCAAUAUGGCUCAUGAUAUUGCCUCAGGCGCAUCCAAUUUCGGCCAUGACGUGGCAACUGGUGCAUCCGAUUUCGGCCAUGACGUGGCAUCUGGUGCGUCCAGUCUUGCGCACGACAUCGCCAAUAGCUUUGAUUCCGCUAAGAACACUGCUUCCAAUGCAGCCAACAAUGUUGCUUCCGGUGCUUCCAAUGCAGCCAACAAUGUUGCUUCCGAUGCUUCCAAUGCUGCCAAUAACUUUGGCAACGCAGCUUCCCAUUUUGCCUUCAAUGGGGCUAAUUUGCUAUAAAAAGCUGCCAAAACAAUUUGUAAUCAAUAAAUGAUAUAAAAUUAUUUUAAUUAAAACUUUUAUUUUGU
Molecule: messenger RNA, 741 nt
Organism: Drosophila hydei
Lineage: Eukaryota; Metazoa; Arthropoda; Insecta; Diptera; Drosophilidae
Exons: 2
Coding region: 44-673 (209 amino acids)
Source: RefSeq, a predicted model, not a curated record